Messenger RNA from Dissoconium aciculare CBS 342.82, 1437 nucleotides. RefSeq lists its product as uncharacterized. The record is from RefSeq and is a predicted model, not a curated record. The annotation marks the transcript as partial. Lineage: Eukaryota; Fungi; Ascomycota; Dothideomycetes; Mycosphaerellales; Dissoconiaceae. Gene Ontology annotation, molecular function: L-serine transmembrane transporter activity; L-arginine transmembrane transporter activity; L-histidine transmembrane transporter activity. Gene Ontology annotation, cellular component: fungal-type vacuole membrane. The transcript has 3 exons. Gene Ontology annotation, biological process: amino acid transmembrane transport.
UCGGGUUCGGCAUCAUGGGGCUCGUCCGUCAUAAAUUUGGUCAACACGAUUGUUGGUGCUGGUGUACUGGCUAUGCCACAUGCGCUUUCGAACAUGGGAGUGACGCUGGGCGUCGCUGUAAUACUAUGGUCUGGUCUGAUGAGCGGGUUCGGGCUAUACCUACAAACACAGUGCGCAAAGUAUCUGGAUCGCGGGUCAUCGUCCUUCUUUGCGCUCAGCCAGCUCACAUACCCGAACGCCGCAGUAAUAUUUGACGCCGCAAUCGCGAUCAAGUGCUUCGGUGUUGGUGUGUCAUACCUUAUCAUUAUCGGAGACCUCAUGCCAGGGGUCGUUAGAGGUUUCUCAUCAAACGUGGAGCAUGGCAAUGCACUAUUUCUACUCGACAGGCAUUUCUGGGUGACGGCUUUCAUGCUACUAAUCAUCCCCUUAUCUUUCCUCCGCAAGCUGGAUAGCUUGAAAUACACGUCAGUGGUCGCACUGGUCUCGAUCGCUUAUUUGGUCGUGUUGGUUGUCUAUCAUUAUUCAACCGGAGAUACAAUCCCAGCAAGAGGCGAGAUACAUCUCAUCAAAUGGCAGGGCGCUAUUGCGACGCUCUCCAGUUUUCCUGUCAUCGUUUUUGCCUAUACCUGCCAUCAAAAUAUGUUCUCAAUCUUGAACGAAAUGCACAAGCCUUCUCCAACUCGCACAGCCACGGUGGUGGUCGCUUCUAUCGGCACGGCUGCAUCGAUAUACAUACUGGUUGCGAUCACUGGAUACCUGUCAUUCGGCACCAAUGUUGUUGGUAACAUCAUCUCUCAAUACACGCCUAGUAUUGCAUCAACAGUCGGCCGGGCCGCCAUUGUGGUUCUGGUCAUGUUCAGCUAUCCUCUACAGGUGCACCCGUGUCGUGCAUCACUCGAUGCUGUCUCGAAGUGGCGAUGGCGAUCAGCCGGGAAACAUUCGGACGAAUCGGCCGUUUCAAGCACGCGUGGAUCGCCAACGCGACAUUCGCUAAUUGUGCCCGCGAAGGUCGCAGUCCACAGACCCAAAGAGGAGAUGAGCGAGCUCCGGUUCGCCGUCAUCACCACUGUCAUUAUCAUUCUUUCUUACAUCGUCGCCAUGACCAUUAAUAGCCUGGACAAAGUCCUGGCGUACGUGGGUGCUACUGGAAGCACCUCCAUCUCUUUCAUACUUCCAGGUCUGUUCUACUACAAAAUCAGCUCGCCAAAUUCCCCGCACCAUCAACGCCUCCUCAAGGACGAGGACGAUGAAGAAUACGAUGGUUCAUCGGGAUCCGACGAUGAUCUCUCUCCCGACGAGUUGAGACACCGUUCGUGGGCCGAAGCUCUCAGGCAGCGCUUGAAAGGCAAGCAAUGGAAGCGAGAUUGGACCAGGAAGCUGAGUCUGGCACUCGCUAUCUACGGUUUUGUUGUGCUUGUGGUUUGUCUAUGCGUGAAU